AUGCUAAAAAUUAUUGUCCCAUCAAUUAUACUUAUCCCGCUAACAUGAUUCUCAGAAAAUAAGAAGGUAUGAAUCAACAUUACUUCCUACAGCCUUAUCAUUAACAUGAUUGCCCUAACAACUCUGUGGCAAGAAUGUUACUACUAUAGCUUCUCCACAGUAUUCUUCACAGACCCCCUCUCUUCACCCCUAACAAUAUUAACCACAUGACUGCUCCCACUUAUACUACUGGCUAGCCAAAAUCACAUAAAAAACCAGACCAAUCUUAACAAAAAACUAUAUAUCUCUAUACUAAUCACACUACAAAUCCUCUUAGUAUUAACUUUCUCAGCAAACGAAUUAAUCCUAUUUUAUAUCCUGUUCGAAGCAACCCUGAUCCCCACACUAAUUAUUAUUACACGAUGGGGUAAUCAAACAGAACGACUAAAUGCAGGCCUGUACUUCCUAUUUUAUACCUUAAUCGGGUCAAUCCCCCUAUUAAUUGCUCUACUAUCAAUACAAAACACACUAGGGUCCCUAAAUUUCACUCUACUAUCACUUAACACUUCACCACAAAAUCCAACAUGAUCUAACUACAUUUUAUGACUAGCAUGCAUUAUAGCGUUUAUAGUUAAAAUACCACUAUACGGGGUUCACCUCUGACUCCCCAAAGCCCACGUAGAAGCCCCCAUUGCAGGAUCAAUAAUCCUUGCAGCCAUCCUAUUAAAACUAGGGGGAUACGGAAUGAUACGAAUAGCAAUAGUACUAGAGCCGCUUACAAAAACCAUGGCCUACCCAUUUAUUAUCCUAUCCCUAUGAGGAAUAAUUAUAACUAGUUCAAUCUGUCUACGACAAACAGAUCUAAAAUCACUAAUCGCAUACUCUUCAGUAAGCCACAUAGCUCUAGUUAUUGCAGCUAUUAUAAUCCAAACCCCAUGAAGCUUUAUGGGAGCCUCAGCAUUAAUAAUUGCACACGGACUAACAUCAUCCCUCAUAUUCUGCUUAGCUAAUACAAAUUACGAACGUAUUCACAGCCGAACAAUAAUCAUAGCCCGGGGACUACAAACAAUCUUUCCCCUCAUAGCCCUGCUAUGAUUCCUAACAAGCCUAACCAACCUAGCCCUCCCACCAACAAUUAAUCUCAUCGGUGAGCUCCUAAUUACAGUAUCCCUAUUCUCAUGGUCAAAUAUCUCCCUAAUCCUCGUAGGACUUAAUAUUCUAAUUACAGCUCUCUAUUCCCUCUACAUAGUAAUCAUAACUCAACGAGGGAAACUAUUAAUCCACAUAAAUAACCUAUACCCCUCACAUACACGAGAGCUAACACUAAUAGUACUUCACCUAAUGCCACUAGCCCUAUUAACAAUCAACCCUAAAUUAAUUUUAGGCCUAACACUAU
Molecule: messenger RNA, 1375 nt
Organism: Phodopus roborovskii (desert hamster)
Lineage: Eukaryota; Metazoa; Chordata; Mammalia; Rodentia; Cricetidae
Source: the annotation of a RefSeq genome assembly